AAGACACACAGGAGUGACAGUUAUCACUAAAAAUACCAUCCCCAACGACAGACACAUUGUCAUUCUCCAAGCAAAAUGUCCAGUAUGUACUAUCCCAGUUAUAAAAAGGCAGAUGUGGAAUUUGUCCAUACAGGGUACGGGAAAGACGUGGUGAAGGUGCUGAGGGUCAAGAGAGAGGGAAACUGUUAUCACAUCAAAGAGAUUGAAGCUAAUGUCCAGCUGAUGCUGAAGUCACGGAAGGAUUAUAUCCAUGGAGACAAUUCGGACAUCAUUCCCACCGACACCAUAAAAAAUACGGUUCAUGCCUUGGCGAAGCUCCGAGGGAUUCAAACCAUUGAAGAAUUUGCGCUGGAUAUCUGCACCCAUUUCCUGACGUCCUUCCACCAGGUUUCUCAGGCACAGGUCUACAUCAAGGAGGUACCCUGGAAGCGCCUACAGAAGGAUGGACAGGAGCACACCCAUGCCUUCAUUCGUAGCGGAGAAACCACCCGUUUCUGCGUGGUUGAGGAGACCCAGAAUGAGCCAGCCGUGAUUCAUUCUGGAAUCAAGGACAUGCAGGUGCUGAAGACAAUGCAAUCUGGGUUCGAGGGCUUUCAGAAGGACCGCUUCACCACACUGCCUGAAGUGAAGGAUCGGAUCUUCUCCACCACUGUGUAUGCCAAGUGGCGCUACAGCACCUCAAGGCCAAUCAACUUCGAUGCCGUCUGGAAUACUGUGAAGGAUUCCAUCCUCGAGUCGUUCGCUGGUCCCUACGAUUGUGGAAUCUAUUCCCCGUCUGUUCAGAACACUCUCUACGAAGCUCAGUGUCUCAGUCUGAGCAGGGCUCCAGAGAUGGAAGAGAUUGAAAUAGUUAUGCCAAAUAAGCAUUACUUCACAAUUGAUAUGACAAAGUUCGGGAUUUCAAACAAUAAUGAGGUUCUGCUGCCGACAGAUAAUCCAUAUGGGAAUAUUACAGGAACUGUACGGAGGAGAUCUGCAUCCAAGCUGUAGAAAAUGUCCUACUGGAGAUAGUGCUAAUCAUGUACACAGCAGAAAUAACCACCGAUGUAGCCGUAUGAUUAAAGUGUUCUGAAUAAAUGCAAUAAAAUUGUAAC
Molecule: messenger RNA, 1094 nt
Organism: Mobula hypostoma (lesser devil ray)
Lineage: Eukaryota; Metazoa; Chordata; Chondrichthyes; Myliobatiformes; Myliobatidae
Gene: uox
Product: urate oxidase
Exons: 8
Coding region: 76-990 (304 amino acids)
Biological process (GO): purine nucleobase catabolic process; urate catabolic process
Cellular component (GO): peroxisome
Molecular function (GO): urate oxidase activity
Source: RefSeq, a predicted model, not a curated record